Molecule: messenger RNA, 2042 nt
Organism: Hippoglossus stenolepis (Pacific halibut)
Lineage: Eukaryota; Metazoa; Chordata; Actinopteri; Pleuronectiformes; Pleuronectidae
Gene: neurod4
Product: neuronal differentiation 4
Exons: 2
Coding region: 211-1290 (359 amino acids)
Molecular function (GO): protein dimerization activity
Source: RefSeq, a predicted model, not a curated record
GAGCCGAGUCUGGACCACUUGGAUAUGAAAGUUCCAUGCACACUCAUGGAUGUGUGAGAGAGAAGAGCAGCUCAGGACACUUGCACAUGCACGAAGAGAGAAACACAUCAGCCACUCUGGAUUCAUCACUCAGUUGCUGCAAGUCUUUUUGAAUUAGACAGUUUUUUUUCCCCACAUCACUUCACAGAGAGCAAAUCCAAACAGAUCAAAAUGAUGACCAAACCAUUUGAGAAGAGCGGGGAUGUGAGUGAGCUGGUGAGCUCCCUCAGCUGGCUGGAGGAGGAGGAAGAGGAGGAGGAUGAGGACGGCAGCUCACUGGAUGGAGACGAGUACCCAGACAUGAGGACCCGCCUUGGUCUGAAUGUCCGCUCCUGCACAGAGCUGGGCAGUGAAGAUAUGGAGGAGGAGGAAGAGGAUGAUAACGACGAGAAUGGACAAAAUGGAGAGCAGGGUCCCAAAAGGAGAGGCCCCAAGAAGAAGAAGAUGACCAAAGCUCGACAGGAGAGGUUUCGUGUCCGGCGGGUCAAGGCCAAUGCCAGAGAACGCUCCCGAAUGCACGGGCUGAACGAUGCCCUGGAUUGUCUCCGCAGAGUUAUGCCCUGCUACUCCAAGACACAGAAGCUGUCAAAAAUUGAGACUCUACGCCUGGCACGCAACUACAUCUGGGCCCUGUCCGAGGUGCUUGAGAGUGGCCAAUCCACAGAGAGCAAUGGCUUCAUGGAGAUGCUGUGUAAAGGUUUGUCUCAGCCCACCAGUAACCUCGUGGCCGGCUGCCUGCAGCUGGCACCCACUCCGAUGAUGCUCAACAAGCUGGAGGACAAGUGUGGAGGCCCGGGGAUGGGCGGUGUGGGGGGUCAGGCUGGCCAUCCCCUCAGCUACCCGUCCCCAGGCCUUCCCAGCCCCCCCUAUGGCUCCCUGGAGGCAUCCCACCUCCUCCACAUGAAGGGAUUCAAAGGGCCUGUGUACGACAACCCCUCCUCAAACGAGUGCAGCAGUGGCACCCCGCCAUACGACGGGCCCCUCACCCCUCCCCUCAGCAUCAGUGGCAACUUCGCCCUGAAGCAUGAGCCCUCUCCCCACGAGUCGGAGAGGAACUACACACCCCACCCCGGCCACCAUGCCCACUACCUCAUGUCGCACCACUACCCCACCUCCACGACAGGUGUCCUACCAGGUGGGCCUCAGAGCCACCCGCUCUUUCAGGCUUCCCGCUACGAGCUGCCCCUGGACGUGGCCUUUGACUCCUUCGCUCCCUCUCACCUGGUCCCCACUCACAUGGGUAACAUCUGAAAUGAGACGAGUGAAGGACGUGUGAAUGAAAACUUGCCAGGGGAGACGCACUGCCCCUGAACAAACUGCUGUAAGAACAAUGGCCAACGUAACUGUACAGAAAAUAAUGGUUUCCAUUUACGUUAGUACUCUGGGAGAGCACUGAAUGCUCAGAGAGAGAGAGAGACUCGUCACCUCAACUCAAUCUACCUGAUACAAACAUGCACCCAUAACUUUUUAAUAUUUUAUUUAUUCUUUUUUUAUAUGUUGUUAUUUGGAUUUUAAUAUUUCUAUUUAAGUUUCCCCCUCAGUUGUUGCGGAGUUGAACUAAAGAUUAGUUUACCAAAUCACCCUAAGCAGCACACAGAUGAUUCGUGUGCAGGGUUUGAACAAAAAAAAAGAAAACUUCUGUAUGUCUACAUAUCAAAAAAAAAAAAAGAUUGAAUAGCCAUCCAUCCUAAAUUGUGCACUGAGGCCUACUGCCAAUGUCCCUCUUGCCAUAAGAAAAGCAAUGCAUUUAUUUAUAUCUGUAUUUAAUAUUUAUUUUGACAUGGUCUUGUCCUUUUUAUAUUCUCAGCACAGUUUUCUUUUGUUUCACUGUCUUCAUGGUUUAUUGUCAGUCACAGGCAGCUGUACUGUAUUUAAAUUAUUUAUUUGAGCUUUUUCAGGAACUUGGUGUCACAACGUUUGUCAUACUGUACUGUUGUAAAUAUUUUGCUGUUUCGCACUUAAUUGAAUAAAUAUUCUUAUAUUAUAUGCUAUUUCCAUAGUAA